This is a messenger RNA of Drosophila ananassae, 1930 nucleotides long. Its product is annotated as mucin-5AC. NCBI's taxonomy places the organism in Eukaryota, Metazoa, Arthropoda, Insecta, Diptera, Drosophilidae. The transcript has 3 exons. The coding region runs from base 344 to 1609 and encodes 421 amino acids. The record is from RefSeq and is a predicted model, not a curated record.
CCUCUGGGCUGCCAGCCAGCCGAAGGGAAAUGAAAAAUGCAGCUCCUGCUGGUGACUGACUUGCUGGCGACUAAUUUCGAAUUGCUUCCGCUCCAUGAAGAAAAUAGAGAAUUGAAACUAUCAGAAAAGAGCCAGAAAUAUUUAUUUACAGAGCACCAGCUACCCAGAAAGCUUUUCGAGACAGGAGCAAGUUUUUCUGAGGUGCCCAAGUGAACGCAGCUUUCAGCGAGUUGAAACCACACUUGAUCGAUUCAUUGCCACAGAGCCACUGAACCGCCUCGCAUUCCGCGAAUACUCGUACCAAAAAAGUAAAAGAAUAAUAUAAAAUAAAGCACCACCGAAAAUGCUGCGAACCAUCACUAUACUACUGCUGAUUGCGGUGACCAUCAAUGCAAAGGCCGUAAAUGUACCACAGCGAGCCAAGGCAAAUUUCCCUAAUCCAGUUUCUUUUCUUGAACCUGACUUUGAAGAAGCCAGCCCGACUCCGUUAGACGAGGAAUCAACCUUCAGGUCCUUGCCGACUGCAACUGUUACCUUGGGCGUGGAUUCGGAUGAGAUUGUGAUGACCAGUCCGGAAGGUGAGGCCUUCACCGAAGGCUUUCCCGCUGGCACUACGGAGGAGCCGCUUCCGGAGUCAGUGAUAAAUCAGCUGGAGAUGGAACGGGCACAGGAGGCCAAAAAGAAGGCAACUCCCGAGGAGUCUGAAAUGGAGGCAGAAACUGAGGCGACUGAGCCACCAACCACAACUGAUACUCCCAAACCACCAACCACUACUGAGACACCCAAAGUCACCGAAAAACGUUUCAAGUUCGGUGCCACUACAUUGCCACCUUUCUUUACCACUACCACCACCUUGGCUACAACCAUAAAACCGCUGGAGACCACCACCUUCACCUCCAAUACUGAAGAAACUACACAAAUUCCGAGCCAGGACCAGACAAUUAGAAACUACUUUGAGCGCAGAGAGGGAGUGGCCGAGGGAGAUCUUCUAAUGGCAGAGAAUCGCAUGGCCACCACCACAGAAGCUGUAGAGGAUACCACCAUUCUUCCCAACGAUCUAUCAUUGUUUGCGACAACCUUGGCCAAUCUAGUGGACGAUUCCACAUCUCCUAAAGAGGAGCAAAAUGAGCCCGUAGUAGAAACGACUCUCACGCCGCUCUUCCGAUUUGCUUUAAAUGCUGAGGCUACCACAGUCCAGCCGGAAAUCAAAGAAGAAAAAGCCACCACAGUGCCAUCUGAACAGGAGACCACAGAGUUACAGGCCUCCACCCAACCCCAAGAAACCACAACAGAGCCGGCGGAGAUCACAAGCCCCGCUGCAAUUACUGAACCCGCCCCACUGACCGCUAAGGAAGAGCCACAGUUAAGUGCCCAUCCAGAAGCCACCACAUAUGGCCCGGAGUCGACAACCACAACGGCAGCGACGACAACUGCAACGGCAGCGGCAACAACCACUACCAUAACCACUGUGGCUCCACAAACAAUAGCCACCACCACAACGCCCCGCCCUAUUCUAACGCGAGCUCCUCGAGUAGAGAGAAUCUUCAAUUCGGACGGAGUGGAGGUGCUCUACGGUUACUCGUCGGUGGUCCGGACAAACCGCUCAUGAUGCUGAGCAGUGCCACCGAGAAUGCGACCUUGUCAAGGUCGGACAGCUUGCCAUAAUGCGGAGUCACAAUGCGGAGACAUUGAGCGAUUGAUGCUCAGUUCGAUUUAGGCAAUUUUCAAUUCUAAACGAGUUAUAAGCAAAAAUAUUUAAAUAUCAUUCGUCGGUCCCAAGCACAGUGUGAUAAACCAAAAAACGUAACGUUCAACAUACUACAAGACACCACAAUAAUAUUGUGCAAAAUUGUGACCAGUCUGCCAAAUGACAAAGAAAUGCUGGAGGUAAACGAUUUUAUAAAUUAUAAAUAAAACAUGAACACCCAUG